CAAACGUUGUCGUUUCAAGCACCGGCAAAAAUUGCACAGCCCUAAAAACCUUCACGAAAUUGAGAAGCAGAGAGGAGGAGGAGAAAUGGUAAGAGAAAGCUAUGUAGUGGUACACAACAUAGCAAAGAGACACAACGUGGGUACACUAGCAAGAAGUGCUACUGCAUUUGGCGUCAAAGAGCUUAUACUUGUUGGCCGCAGAGACUUCAAUUCUUUUGGCAGCCAUGGCUCUACUUCUCACCUCCCUUUUCGCCACUUCCACUCUCUCUCUGAUGCCCGCAACUUUCUCAUAGAGAAAGAUUGUGAUAUUUGCGGCGUGGAGAUUACGGAUUCUGCUUUUCCUGUUAAUGAACACCCUUUUAAGAGAAGUACUGCUUUCUUACUUGGUAACGAGGGAACUGGGCUUUCGACAAAGGAGUGUGAGAUAUGCGAUUUUUUUGUUUAUAUUCCACAGUAUGGGUGUGGUACGGCUUCAUUAAAUGUUACUGUUGCAGCUUCUAUUGUUCUGCAUCAUUUUGGAGUUUGGGCAGGCCUUUCUGAAAGAAGCCGAGAUGGACAUAAGUUUAUUGUAGCUGAGAGACCUGUGAAGCAGGGAAAAUAUUGCACAGAAACAGAAGAAUCUAUAAUCCAGGAAAGGAAAUCUAGGAGGGAAAAUGCAUCUAGAGGAUUCUUUGAUGAGACCAGAAAUGCAGAGUCAACUUCAAGCCCUUUGGAUACCUUGUUUACUGAGGAAUGAUCGAAGAAAUAGUAGAUGUUAUUUCUUGCAUUCUUAUAGAGCAAAUUGAUGUCAUGAAACUGGUAUGAAAUGUGGGUGAUGUUAUGACAUUGCACGGGUUGCUGGGAAAUAGCCCAAUUUGGAAGAAUCUUAUACGUUGUCUGGGGAAAUGGUUCGUAAGUUAAACCCUUGAGGGUUACUAUUGUAAUAAAAUGCUGGAGCUUGAGCAAUAACUAUGAUUAGCUGACAGCAUUAAAUAUAUCCGUUUUUAUUUCAAGUUGUGGACCAAGUUGACUUGUUGUCUUGUUUCGUCUCUGUUACCAUAGCAAUUCAUGCUUUCAGGUUUUAA
Populus euphratica (Euphrates poplar) is the source of this 1064-nucleotide messenger RNA. Its product is annotated as tRNA/rRNA methyltransferase (SpoU) family protein. Gene Ontology annotation, molecular function: RNA methyltransferase activity; RNA binding. The record is from RefSeq and is a predicted model, not a curated record. The transcript has 4 exons. NCBI's taxonomy places the organism in Eukaryota, Viridiplantae, Streptophyta, Magnoliopsida, Malpighiales, Salicaceae. Gene Ontology annotation, biological process: RNA processing. Bases 86 to 736 code for a protein of 216 amino acids.